Molecule: messenger RNA, 1398 nt
Organism: Rasamsonia emersonii CBS 393.64
Lineage: Eukaryota; Fungi; Ascomycota; Eurotiomycetes; Eurotiales; Trichocomaceae
Exons: 2
Coding region: 1-1398 (465 amino acids)
Biological process (GO): transmembrane transport; carbohydrate transport
Cellular component (GO): membrane
Molecular function (GO): carbohydrate:proton symporter activity
Source: RefSeq, a predicted model, not a curated record
AUGCUCAAGACAAACUUCAAGGCCUAUCGAUGGGCCAUCUUCUGCUGCGCCGUAUCCUCUCUAGACGCCCUCUGUUACGGGUAUGACCAGACAUAUUACACUGGCAUUCUGGGCAUGCAAACCUUCAAGAAUGACUAUGGCUAUCUCGAUCCAGCCACCGGAAAGAAGGUCCUCGCCACCUCGUUUACCGCCGUCACGACAUCCAUCAUCUUCGUGGGCGAAUUGCUGGGCGCGCUCCUCGCUGCUCUGAUCAACGACCGGUGGGGUCGAAAGGCAGUUUUUCUAUUCGCCUCCGUCUCCAUCAUCGCCGGAGGUGUUGCCCAAUUCAUGCAGUCGUGCUCGCAGUUGGUGGCCUCUGGCAUUGACCAGGGCACCAACAGCAUCGACUCCUCCGCAUCGUACCGUAUUCCCAUGGGACUGCUGGUCCUCCUACCGACGCUGAUGCUGCUGGGAUUGCUGGUGAUUCCCAAGAGCCCGACCUGGUACAUGAACAAGGGCCGUCGCGCGGACGCGGAGAAAGCCCUUCGCGCCAUCCACAAAAGCAACCCUUCUUACGACCCGGCCACCGACCUCGCCGCGUUGGAUGAAGCCGUCCAACGGGAAAGAGACCGUCACGAAGCAGCAUCUGCCGCGUCAUCGUGGGUGGUAUUGUUGAAAGAUCCGAUCGAACGGCGAAAGCUGGUCUAUUCGUGCGGCUCGAUGUGUGCACAACAGAUCAACGGCAUCGUCUUCUUCUACUCGUACGGAGUGAUCUUUGCCCAGUCUAUCGGGCUGUCUGAGGCCUUUACCAUCUCCCUGAUCACCAACGUCCUGCAGGUGUUCGCGGUCGGUGCAUCCGUUCUCCUGGGGAACAAGGUCCGGCGCCCGACGAAUCUUCUCGUGACGACUGGGAUGAUGUUCUGCGCGUACAUCAUCAUCAUCGGUGGAAUCGCGACCAGACCGAUCACCACGAGUCCUGCGAUUGCGAUCGUGGUCAUCAGUUAUGUGGUGAUCGUCGCGUUUAACUUUGGCCUGGGUCCGUUGGCCUACACGGUGGCCAGUGAAGCCGCUGUGGGCCCGAACCGGAACAAAAUCAUGUCAUGCUCAAUCAUCACGUUCUUUCUGACAACCUGGGUCGUCUCUUUUACCGCACCGUACCUAUAUUACAGUGAGAAGCUGGGACCGAUGCUGGGAUUUGUCUAUGCCGGCACCACCGUGAUCUCUCUGCUGUACAUCUGGUUCUGCAUGGGCGAAACCGCGGGUCGAUCCAUCCUGGAGGUUUCCUUGUUCUUUGAGAAAAGGAUUCCGGUGCGCCAUUGGCGAACCCAUGUCUUUCCACAGGAGGAACUGAGUCGCGAUGAAGAUAAGAGAAGUUUGGAUGGGAAGAACCAUAUGUGUGAGCAAGUAGAAGAGCCGUAG